GUUUUAAAAAUUUUAGGCCAGACCAUCCCCCAAAUUCUCGACUCCCUCGAUGCGUCGACCGGAGCUUGCUCGACGUGAUUUACAGAAAGCGGAGGAGAAACGGGAUUUAAGAAUCUGUAGGAUUUACCUUUUUAGCUCUUCGGCAGGAAAUAGGUUAAAUCCUGAUUAAAAUCUGUCCAAAUCCUGUUCGCCAACCGUGAUGGCGGUGGAGCAGACGCGUCGCCAUAUCCGAGGUUUUCUCUCUCUUGAUCUCUGCAAGGAGCUGGAGUUCAUCCACCGGACCUGCGGCGUGGUGGGUUACCGUCCCAACGUGUUAUCGACAACCCUCAGCCAUCUGGCGGCCACCAACUGCGCCCAUCUUAUUCUUCCUUUCGUCGCCGUCAGGGAGAAGCUCAAGGAGGUGGUCGAGGACUUCUUCGGAUGCGAGUUUGAGCUUUUCAUCGAGUUUACUGGCCUCAUAAGUUGGUGCAGAGGAGCCUCAAUUGGAUGGCACAGUGAUGACAAUAGGCCUUACCUUAAGCAACGAGAUUUUGCGGCAGUAUGUUACUUGAACAGCCAUGGAAAGGAUUUCGAAGGUGGAGUUUUUCGCUUCAAGGAUGGAGAUCCUUCAUCUGUUAUUCCUAUUUCUGGUGAUGUUCUAAUCUAUACAGCGGAUGAUCGCAAUGUACAUUCUGUAGAUGAGGUACUGGAAGGUGAAAGGCUUACAUUAACAGUUUGGUUUACCCGUAACAGCGCCCAUGACGAGGAUGCCAAACUAAUCUCUCUUCUUUCCCAAAGGUUUUCAGACCACGAAAAAGGAAAAUCUUAUUCUUUCUCUCCUUUGCCAGCAUCUGAUAACAUGUAUUGGUUUUCCAAUGGCAUUUCGGGCUUUGAUAUACGUUGUGCCAGGAUUCAAAAUCUUGGGUUUAGGAUCUGCUCAUCAAAACAUCAAGAGUUUAGUACAUCCGAUAUGGAAGCUGAUCCUUUGGAACUACUUAACAUGCCAAUACGUCUUGCCAGAGGUGAUGAGAUAUUUGACAUGGAAUUCCUCAACAGCUUGCAUGGGCUGCAGGUGGUUCAAUUUUUCCAUCUGAAAUUAUCAGACCUGAUAGCAUCAAGAGAAAAACAGGACGGUGACACAGAAACAACCGAACCUCAUCUCCUGGACAAAGUGAAUGGCUUGGAAUUGGUUUUACCUUGUGACCAUCAACUUGCAGAGAAAGUUCUGGGCUCCAUGUCCUGUGAUAAUGAGGCCUUGUCUUUUAGUUGGGUUGCUUUUAAACUUGCAGUCACAAGAUGGGAGGAAUAUAUGUUCUCACUUUAUAAAGAGCUGUUGAUGCUUAUUCCGCAUUGGGUAUUCCAUCAGAUUAUCUUUUUGGCUCCUACAACUGAACAACUCAGCUGUAAUCAAUUUUCAGGUUUUGAGGAGCCUUCACAAAACAAAUUACAAAAAUGAGAAUUGUACAGGUUAAGCUUUCCAUUGACAGAAAUGACAAGCUGCCGACAGUUUUGAAUAGUAACCAAAUGUUAUCCAUUAAUUGGCUAGCCUGGAGCUCUGGACUGCCCAACUAUUAACACAAAGGUAAUUAAGCUUCUUGCAAUGGUAGUUUUCAUAUAAAUUGAGUGGGAAAUAACAGGAAGGUCAUGUAGUUAUUAUAGAUAUUUGAUCAUAUUAAAAAUAUAUUAAUUUGAAGCAUAUAAUGGCAUGCCUGUAUAGCUGGGCUUAUCCUGACUGGAAAUUUUAUAUAAGAAGUCUUCUAUUCUGUAUAUUAAAAAUAUUCUCCCUUUUCUGCUUAAAUAUAUUCAUGAACCAUUAUAAAAAAA
Dendrobium catenatum is the source of this 1803-nucleotide messenger RNA. RefSeq lists its product as uncharacterized. The record is from RefSeq and is a predicted model, not a curated record. Gene Ontology annotation, molecular function: L-ascorbic acid binding; iron ion binding; oxidoreductase activity, acting on paired donors, with incorporation or reduction of molecular oxygen. Bases 200 to 1435 code for a protein of 411 amino acids. Lineage: Eukaryota; Viridiplantae; Streptophyta; Magnoliopsida; Asparagales; Orchidaceae. Gene Ontology annotation, biological process: collagen metabolic process. The transcript is spliced from 9 exons.